AUGCAGGCUGAUAACAUGGCUGAUGGAGCCACCAAACCUAGGGCCACCAUACCCACAUCAACCCCGGUAGGGCCCAAAAUUCCCACUGUAAUUGAAACAGCGCAGGAGCAAAUGGACUCUGAGGAGUUUCAUUCUCUCCUAGACGCGGCUAUGGCGAAGUCUGUGACGCAGGCUAUAUUUACCGCCAUGGGUGCCAUGUCGGAUAACUUAUCCCAUUCAAUAGCCACUGCAAUGAGAUCCACGCAGUUGCCACCAAACCCUAUGGCUAACCCCCCAGAAACUGAACCGGUGGCCCCUAGUGGGCGUAAAGCCGCUAAAAAAUCUCGCCAUUUAGACGAGUAUGCCUCCGCAACUCUACAGACGGACAGGGCACGUCCUGUCACAGAACCUGUGGUUGGACCACAACCAAGAGCCCCCCGCCGGGCAAAAUCGGUGAGGAAAUGGAAGAGGGCUAAGGCCCUAAUUGAAUCCUCCGACUCUGAAUCGGAGCAAGAGGAGGCACAGAGCGAGUCCGAUAACCAAGUGCGGGACUAUGACUCUGUCACGUGCACGGACAUGGACCGCAAGGACGGAGCUGGCGACUCCGCCUUAGUUGACCCCCAGG
Messenger RNA from Pelobates cultripes (western spadefoot toad), 604 nucleotides. The record is from the annotation of a GenBank genome assembly. NCBI's taxonomy places the organism in Eukaryota, Metazoa, Chordata, Amphibia, Anura, Pelobatidae.